CCUAAAAGCUUAGCUAAUUCGGCUGGGAUACAUCAUACAGCAUCAUUCGUCGAAAUAGGUCAGAGCAAUUGAACGUCGUACCUAAUUUAUCUUAGCAAGUCGCAAUUGAAUUCGCGUUUUCCCUCCCGUAACCACCGAACGACGUCCCAACUCUACACGCAUAGCUCGACGUCAUGUCAUCCGGAUACGGUCUUCAUGGCGGCCCGGGCCGGUGCUUUCCCUUCUGGCAAGAGGUUCUAGCUUGCUACGUUGUCAACACAUCGGCGGAGGACGACUCGGGGAAGAAGAAAUGCGUGCCCGUCCUAGAGGACUAUUACGAGUGUCUACAUCAUAAGAAGGAGGCCGCAAGAAUAAAGGCAUUACAAGCAGCAUACCGAAAAGCCGAAGCAUCAUCAGCACGAGAAAAUGCGCCGAGCGCCGGCCAAAUAAGGAGCCUGGGCUUGCUGGGCAAGGAAGAGGAGACGAAACAGGUCCUUAGCGGAUGAGUACGAGACUUUUAAGAACAGGUACAGCCGUGUAUAUACAAGGUCUUCGGUGUAUGAAUUUAAGAAUCAACGCAACCCGAAUCAGACUUUUUUUUCACCUAGCAGGAUGAAUUGCUUAGGAUAAUUACGGCUCUAUUGAGGAUAUCACCAAUCUCCCAAAGUUGAUAAAGAUAAAGAGCUAAGUGAUAUAUUCGAUUAUUCUCAAUCCGAUCUCUCUUCCUAAAUCCCACCCUGAAGCCCUUACAUCGGAAGAUUUAGUUUUUGUCAGCUCUUGUCUCUGGUUGGUAUUUUCCGGGUUGGUAAGUUUAAUGAUAUAUCACUUAGUGACUCCUAUCGAAGUCUGUCAAAAAAUAACAUUCUUUCUCUAAAGGAUUGAAUUUUAUUUUAUUUUCAUAAAUAGAGGGUAAAUAUUUGAUUUGGAGGUACACAAGUAUCAAAGGAUGCCCUAUGUUAUUCAUAAUAUUAUUACCUUAGGAGGUAGGUAGGUAGGCAGCUGCCUUCGGCUGGGUGGUAGUCACCAGAAACCAUGUGCUUGAUUAAGG
This is a messenger RNA of Daldinia caldariorum, 1027 nucleotides long. RefSeq lists its product as uncharacterized. Gene Ontology annotation, biological process: mitochondrial respiratory chain complex I assembly. The coding region runs from base 174 to 485 and encodes 103 amino acids. Lineage: Eukaryota; Fungi; Ascomycota; Sordariomycetes; Xylariales; Hypoxylaceae. The transcript has 3 exons. The record is from RefSeq and is a predicted model, not a curated record.